Osmia bicornis bicornis is the source of this 9316-nucleotide messenger RNA. It is a transcript of the gene l(3)80Fj, whose product is annotated as eIF-2-alpha kinase activator GCN1. Gene Ontology annotation, molecular function: protein kinase regulator activity. Gene Ontology annotation, cellular component: cytosol. Lineage: Eukaryota; Metazoa; Arthropoda; Insecta; Hymenoptera; Megachilidae. The record is from RefSeq and is a predicted model, not a curated record. Gene Ontology annotation, biological process: cellular response to amino acid starvation; regulation of translation.
AUGGCGGAUGUUGAAUUAACGAAAGCACUGAAAGAUCUGCCAAAUCGAGUUCAAACCGCAAGUAACGAGCGGCGAGAGAUUCUACAAAAUGUCGUCAAUGUGUUGUCAAAUCCUGGCAUUAAUGAGAAGAUUGUCAAUGGAAUUUGCAAAACUAUAUCCCUCACUUUACAUCGAUAUAAGGACACUGCUUCCCAAUCUUACAUGAAGAAUUUGAUCGUUGAAUUACUGAAAAAGCAACCUGAGGCUACUGUGAAGCACAUGACCAAUGUUGUUGUGGAGCAGGCUAUGUGGCAUAAGAAUGUAGUUCCUACUUUGAACACUGCUUUGACUGCAUAUCUCACACUAAAAUGGUCAACCUUAAUCAUUCUUUAUGGACACAAAAGUAAUACAGAUGUUAAUAUAGAACUUCCAAAACUAAUUGAAGCACAAGCAAAUUUAAGUGCAGCAGCUUUGGCAGCAAUGGAUAAGAAGCUAACAGAGAAAGUGUAUAUUUUACUGGCACAUCAGUGGUCAAGUGUUAAAGAGAUAGAGAUUGAGUAUCUGGAAACAUUGACAAAGCUGGAAGUUGGAAAUGGUGUGAUUGUUCUUGCUAGUUUGCUCACUAGAUAUUUGGUUAAUACAAAGAAGAGUGAACUAGUAGGAAAAUUAAAGGUAGAAAUCAUAGACGUUUUUAUAAAAGUAGCCAUCAGUUGCAAGAAGAAACCCGACUUAUACGUCGUUUACAAUGCAGUACCUCUCCUCCGUCGAAUAUCCCACGAUGAAUUCAAAAACCAAUUGCUGCCAGCUUUACAAAAAGCCAUGUUAAGAAACCCAGAAAUAAUUAUAGAAUCUGUUGGACAUAUUCUCUCUGGCUUAAGUCUAGAUUUAAGCCAAUACAGUCAAGAAAUAAGCAAAGGACUAUUUGCAAACCUCCACUCGAAAGAAGAUUUAGUACGAGAAGAAGCUGUAGGAGCUUGUCGUAGACUCGCUCUUCAAUGUUCUGACACUACUGCCUUGGAAAAUCUAUUGUCAUCAGUGUUCGCAGUGUUUCAUGGUCCCGAAGGGAAGCUCACAGUAACAACUCACAAGAUCUCCGUACUCCAAGGUGCCGGAAAUCUCAGCUAUAACGCUGCAUCAGGGAGCAGCGUUCAAAGAUUAGCAGAGACAGCCUGCGAGCAUUUUAUCAAAGUUUUAGAAACCGAAGUCCACGAAAAGACUCUAAUCUAUGCUUUAGAAAUGAUGGCAUUGUGGUCCAAUAAAUUCACAAAUAAUGUUCCAAAGAGUGUAAUAGAUGCAUAAAAAGGUAUGACUGCAAAAACUUCCACUGCCUCUGUGCGCACUGCUUACAUCAGACUCUUCUUUUCUACGCCCGUGGCUUCGUAUUCAGGAAUAAUUACCCCGUUAUUAGUUCAAGCAAUUACAAGAGCCAUACAACAGUGUGCACAGCCAGCUGCAGUCACUGAAGGCUUAGUCGCUUCUUAUUUAUUAGUGAAGCUGGUCCUUGCUAAUCAAGUGGAGAAUGAUAAACAAGCUGUAUUGUGGAACGCCAUCGACGAGCAGAUAUUCUUCUCAGAAAAAUUUCUCUCAACCUGUGGCGAUGACAUUUUGUACCAUCUCAUGUUAUUCUGUGAAAGGCUUAUUAUAGAAUUUGGAGAUAGGUUAAACGAGAAAGCUUUGAAUGGUGUACAUAGAGCAAUUGUUACAUGUGCAACAGCUCCAAAGUUCAGUACAAGAAAACGCUGCGCUCCACUGAUUAAAAAGGUCCUAACAGGUUUGAGUACGUACAAGCCUGCACAGGAAUUGUUAAUGGAGUUCAAUAGAUUUUUAGAGAACGUGAAAAUUAAAUCUGAGAAUGAUAGAGAGAACAAGGAAGAUUUAACCGGGGAAAUAACUGGCAGAUGUCUUGCGGAUGGUUUACUUGCUAUUUGCUCAGGUUCUUUUCUGUUCGAAGCCCCUCCGACGCAGAUGGCAAGAGAUGCAUUGAUUCCUUCUCACCAUCCAGCGAUUCUCAAAGCAAUGCCAAAUCUGUGGUUCAAGAUUGUGAAGAACUAUAAUCUCGUAUCAAAAGAUUUCCUUUGUUCGAUGAACCAUGAGAUAAAGAAGAUGCUUGUACAGAAUUACAAGCCUACUCCCAGUUACGAAAAUGCUUUAACGAAGGUGAUAUCAAUUAUUCCAGACAUUAUAAUGCCUGCGAUAGUGUCUAAUGUAACAAAUAAGCUUGAUGAUCCGGAAAUUCUGAAAGUAACCAAGGAUGAAUAUUUCACUUAUCUUACUCCGGAGGGAGAAUUGUACGACAGCGUACUCCCAACGAAUGAUGAGAAUGAUAUUCUUAACUCGAUGAACAUGAAACGGGAGAGCAAAGUGUAUUCAUUUAAAGAACAACAGGAGGAGCUCCAGCUGAGGCGAGAAUUAUACGAGAAGCGAAAGAAAGAAGGAAAAAUAAAGGAACCAAAGUUAACGCCUAAACAGGAAGAAAUUCUUAAAACUCAAAUGGCGAAGGAAAGCGCAAUCCGCAAAAAACUAACAGACCUAAAAUUGAAAAUAGAUAAUUCAGUAUCUCUAAUCAAAUGUGCGGUGCUUGGAAAUGGUCAAGAAUUAUCAUUACACUUAAAAGACCUUCUUCCAUCAAUUCUGAAGAAUUUAAGGUCACUGUUAGCUGCGCCCGCAAUGUCAGAGCUCUUCGUCCACCUGAAACAAAUCGUAAACAUAAAUAAUAAUCCAGUACUAAGUGAUUUAGUGGCUCACGUAACACUGAGGCAACUCCAACCCCAAUGUGACUUGAUCCCGGCGUGGGAGGAAGAAAACCUUGACAGUGCGGUGAAGAGAACCCUGAACCUCCUCCACGCAACAACGAUAAAGCAGAAGAAACUAUUCACUGCGCCUGCGUUUUGCUACAUCUUUCCAUUCAUAAAGAAGACACUGUUAACUUACAAGGACGAUAACAUGAUUGUGCAAGGAUUACAAAUAAUCCAAGAACACGCUAAACAGAGAGGAGCUUCUGAUUUCAGAGACACAAGGCAUCCGCAGUUACUUCCUCGUAAACACAUGUUUGAUCUCUUAAUGGAGUUGAUGGAGAUUACAACUGGGAGAGUGCAGACACAUGCAGUAGCAACUUUGCUAGAUGUAGCUCAGUCUGGUAGCGGUCAGCCAGGCACCGCGCUAGCAACCAGUGAGGAUAUAAAUUCCCUAACUGGAGCCUUACAAAAUUCCUUAUCCACCAUAAGAGACGCAGCUCUGAGAGCUUUAACAGUAGUGCGCCAAGCAUUUCCAUCAAAGAAAGAACACUGUGAACAAUUCUCCUGUCUCAUAAGAAGAAUAUGGAUCGCUAGGUUUGACAUCUGCGAUGAGAAUAAAAUUCUGGCGAAUGAAUUAUGGCAUGCAGCGGAUUUAGCAAUGGAGCCCGAUGUUUUAGCAGACGAGCUUAUUCAGGACAUUUCACACCCUGUAGAACCCAUACAGCAGGCUGCGGCAUGUGCCCUGGCGCAGUGUCUAACAGAGGUUCCUCAUUUAGUACCAAUGAUUCUGAACAAUCUUCUCCAGUUGUAUCAGGAGAAACUAGCAAUGAUCCCUCCAAAAUUAAACAACUUUGGACGUGUCGUAGAACAACCCAUUGACACUUGGGGUCCACGGCGAGGCGUAGCUCUUGCAUUAGCUCAGAUAGCUCCUCUGCUCACUGCAGACACGGUACUUAAAUUGGUACAAUUUUUUGUUUCGACUGGAUUGGGAGACAGAAAUCAAGCUGUGCGCACAGAGAUGUUAACAGCUGCCGUGGCUGUUGUGGAUCUUCAUGGAAAGACAAAUAUAACGUCUUUAUUACCGGUCUUCGAAGAGUUCAUGGACAAGGCGCCAAAGAUUGGAAGUUUCGAUUCUAUUAAGCAAUCAGUGGUCAUUCUUAUGGGAUCACUGGCUAGGCAUUUAGACAAAGAUGAUUCUCGUAUCAAACCAAUUGUAAUGCGUCUCAUUGCUGCACUUUCUACUCCAUCGCAGCAAGUACAAGAGGCUGUUGCUAAUUGUCUUCCGCAUCUUGUACCUUCUAUCAAAGAAGACGCUCCAAAGAUAGUGGAUAAUCUGAUGGAUCAAUUGUUGAAAUCUGAUAAAUAUGGAGAACGAAAGGGUGCAGCGUACGGUUUGGCAGGUAUAAUCAAGGGUAUGGGGAUAUUGGCGCUUAAGCAACUUGAUAUUAUGACCACAUUAACUAAUGCUAUUCAGGAUAAGAAAAACUAUAGGCAUCGAGAGGGAGCUUUGUUUGCUUUUGAAAUGUUGUGUACGAUGCUCGGGAGAUUAUUUGAGCCUUAUAUUGUUCACGUGUUGCCACAUUUGCUACUGUGUUUUGGGGAUUCGAGUCAAUAUGUGAGGGCGGCUACCGAUGAUACUGCCAGGGUUGUUAUGAGCAAACUUUCGGCACAUGGAGUGAAACUUGUGCUGCCUAGUUUGCUCGCGGCUUUAGAAGAGGAUUCUUGGAGAACUAAGACUGGGUCCGUUGAAUUGCUCGGUGCGAUGGCAUACUGCGCUCCAAAGCAACUCAGCAGUUGCCUACCUAGCAUAGUCCCAAAGCUCAUCGAAGUUCUCAGUGACUCCCACACAAAAGUCCAAGAAGCUGGUGCAGAGGCUCUUAAAGUAAUUGGAAGUGUAAUCCGUAACCCAGAAAUUCAAGCCAUCGUACCAGUCUUAUUAAAAGCCCUUCAAGAUCCAUCUCACAAAACAGCCACCUGUCUCCAAACCCUAUUGGAUACACAAUUUGUUCAUUUCAUCGAUGCACCAUCUUUGGCUCUAAUUAUGCCAGUAGUUCAGCGAGCAUUCUUGGAUCGGUCCACGGAGACAAGAAAAAUGGCCGCACAGAUUAUUGGAAACAUGUAUUCUUUAACCGAUCAAAAAGAUUUAACUCCAUAUUUACCGACAAUUAUUCCUGGACUGAAAACAAGUUUAUUGGACCCUGUGCCAGAAGUGCGCAGUGUCUCUGCAAGAGCACUGGGUGCCAUGGUGAGAGGAAUGGGAGAAUCCAGUUUUGAAGAUCUUCUUCCAUGGCUGAUGCAAACGCUUACUUCUGAAACGAGCAGUGUGGAUCGCUCAGGUGCUGCGCAGGGUCUCUCAGAGGUUGUUCGAGGCCUUGGUGUAGAGAAACUGCACAAACUCAUGCCAGAAAUUAUCAGCACAGCAGAAAGGACUGACAUAGCUCCUCAUGUCAAGGAUGGAUACAUCAUGAUGUUCAUUUAUAUGCCAAGUGCAUUCACUACUGAAUUUACACCGUACAUUGGACAAAUUAUUAAUCCUAUUUUGAAAGCGCUGGCUGAUGAGAACGAGUAUGUUCGCGAGACAGCACUCAGAGCAGGCCAGCGUAUUGUCACUCUUUACGCUGACUCUGCAAUUAUGUUAUUAUUACCUGAAUUAGAAAAGGGUCUAUUCGAUGACAAUUGGCGUAUCAGGUAUUCAUCGGUGCAGUUGCUUGGAGAUUUAUUGUACAGAAUCUCUGGAGUAUCUGGGAAGAUGUCUACCGAAACGGCAAGCGAAGAUGAUAAUUUCGGAACAGAACAAUCUCACUAUGCUAUUAUCAAUGCACUUGGCGCGGAAAGAAGGAAUCGUGUUCUGGCUGGAUUGUAUAUGGGCAGGUCUGAUGUUGCACUGAUGGUUCGUCAGGCUGCCCUUCAUGUAUGGAAAGUUGUUGUUACGAAUACUCCAAGGACACUGAGAGAAAUAUUGCCUACGUUGUUCACUUUAUUAUUGGGCUGUUUGGCGAGUACCAGUUAUGAUAAGAGACAAGUGGCUGCUAGGACUUUGGGAGAUCUUGUUAGAAAACUGGGGGAGAGGGUAUUGCCAGAGAUUAUACCUAUUUUGGAGAAAGGCUUGCAAAGUGAUCAGGCUGAUCAAAGGCAAGGUGUUUGUAUUGGAUUGUCGGAGAUUAUGGCGAGUACCAAUAAGGAUAUGGUGUUGACGUUUGUUAUCAGUUUGGUUCCAACAGUGAGGAAAGCAUUAUGCGAUCCAUUACCAGAAGUCCGCCAAGCUGCUGCGAAAACAUUCGACGGUCUACACUCAACCGUAGGAGUCCGCGCGCUAGACGACAUACUCCCAGCAAUGUUAACCCAACUAAAUUCUCCCGACCAGGCAGAAGCUGAAAACACUCUGGAUGGUCUUCGUCAAGUAAUGGCGAUAAAAUCCAGAGUCGUAUUGCCAUACCUAGUUCCUCAGUUGACAACACCACCGGUUAAUACAAAAGCAUUAUCAAUAUUGGCCAGUGUGGCUGGUGAAGCAUUAACUAGAUUCCUCCAUAAAAUCCUACCAGCAUUGUUGACUGCUCUAUCCAGUGCCCAAGGGACACCUAACGAAGUCCAAGAAUUAGAAUACUGUCAAGCAGUUAUUUUAUCUGUGACGGAUGAAGUUGGUGUCCGAACAGUGAUGGACCAACUUAUGGAGGCUACGAGGGCAGAGGAUCCAUCUAAAAGACGAAGUGCUGCGACAUUGCUGUGUGCUUUUUGCAGAGAUACGCGUGCAGAUUAUAGUCAGUAUGUUCCACAAUUACUGAGAGGACUCAUUCAUUUGUUCACUGAUGAUGAUAAAGAUGUGCUACAGAUGAGCUGGGAGGCCCUUACAGCAGUAACUAAAACUCUAGCAUCUGAUCAGCAGAUAGCUCAUGUCCAAGAUAUCAGACAAGCCGUACGCUUCGCAGUGUCUGAUUUAAGAGGACAAGAAUUAUUGCCUGGAUUCUGUUUACCCAAAGGAAUUACGCCAAUUCUUCCAAUAUUCAGGGAAGCUAUAUUAAAUGGUCUACCAGAAGCAAAGGAACAAGCAGCUCAGGGUCUUGGAGAGGUCAUCAAAUUAACCAGUGCAACAGCGCUACAACCAAGUGUUGUUCAUAUUACUGGACCUUUAAUUAGGAUUCUUGGAGAUCGAUUUAAUUGGAGUGUGAAAGCUGCAGUAUUGGAGACGCUUGCAAUCUUGCUUGGCAAGGUUGGAGUAAUGUUGAAACAGUUUCUACCACAGUUACAAACAACCUUUUUGAAAGCAUUAAAUGAUAGUAAUAGACAAGUGAGGUUGAAAGCUGCUUAUGCUUUAAGUAAUUUAAUUAUUAUUCAUACACGUGUUGAUCCUUUGUUUACGGAGCUUCAUACUGGGAUAAAGACUGGCGAUGAUCCGGCUAUUAGAGAAACAAUGUUACAAGCUUUAAGAGGUGUACUCACACCUGCCGGUGACAAAAUGACAGAACCGAUGAAGAAACAAGUCUUCGCUACUUUAAGUAGUAUGCUUGGACAUCCAGAAGAUGUUACAAGGAAUGCUGUAGCUGGCUGUUUUGGAGCACUUGUGAGAUGGCUUAGUCCAGAGCAACUUGCAAUUACAUUUAACGAUCAUUUAUUAUGUAACGAUACCAAUGUUGAUUGGAUGCUCAGACACGGCCGUUCAGCAGCAUUGUUUGUUGCAUUGAAAGAAUCCCCAACAACUGUAUACAAUGACAAAGAAAAGGACCGUGUCUGUACUGUAAUACUUUCCUAUUUAGCUGCGGAUAGAGUGCAAAUAGUUAUGAAUGGUGUAAGAGCUUGUGGUUAUUUGUUUCAACAUUUGAUGAACGAAGGGCAACCUAUACCUCAACAAAUACUGUCUCCAUUUGUACGGUCAAUGAACAACAAUAGCAACGACGUUAAACAAUUGCUAGCCAGGGUUUGCAUUCAUCUGGCACGUAAUAUACCACCUGGCAGAAUGUCUCCAGAACUACUUAAGUCAUUAUUACCUAUGUUAGUAAACGGAACAAAAGAGAAAAAUGGUUAUGUAAAAGCCAAUAGCGAACUUGCUCUUAUAGCAGUACUGAGAUUGAGGCAAGGCGAAGAAGAACAUCAACGUUGUAUGGCAUUCUUAGAUGUAGGCGCAAGGGAAUCUUUGUCGGAUGUUGUUAGCAAAGUACUGCGCAAAGUUCUCUCUCAACCUGAAGGAAAAAUAGAAGAACUGGACGAUACAUUACUCACGUGAGAGACAUUGUACGUCCUGGGGCUCAUUACGUACUACAUCCAUUUAACUAGACGUACUAUCAAUCAUUUUUAUAAAGAAACUUACUGUUCGUGUACUAGCUGCAUUAUAAAAAUUUUAGAUCACUCAACAUUGUAUCUCGAUAAUCAAUUAAACAAAGUUAAUUGUAACAAUCGCUCGAUGGCAUUCAAGUUACUUAAAUUAAGAUGUCCUAUUUACCGAGUGAUUCGAACGAAACUUGUAGAUACGUCUGUGAAAAAUGUUUCUUAUAAUCACAUGUUUUUUUGUUACGUGUUAAGUUCAGAACGUAUGAAAUUGGGAUACCAGAGUGGUGAGAAUAAUAUAUCAAAUAAAUUCAGUUUUAUUGUAUAUCUUCUUUUCACUUAUUAUCUCACGUCUUGUGGUAUCUUUUUAUCGUACUAUUACUUUUCAGCGGAAACAUAUUAUUCGUAUCAGGUAUUACAACAGUGUAUACCACUGUUUUAUACUGUAAUUAUAUAUUUAUACUUUAGAAUUACAUAAUUAUAACAAUUGUUGGCUAAACCAUAACGACGCGAUGCUUCUAGAUCUAUCAUUAAAGCGUCUUCGUUCAUAAUCUUUUAAUUUUUAAUUUUUCUGACAAUUACAUUGUUCAUCUUACCCACAAAUUCGCGAAUGUACGUAUUCUGUAUAUAUACUUUACAUACGCUACAAUUUAGCGGACUAAAGUGGGAUUUUAUACUUUUGUAUGUAAAUCUUUCAAAGUUGCAUCACCGUUGUUGCUCGCAAAAUGUUGAAUUCAAUUUUCUGGUAAUAAUAUUCAAUUUAUCAAAAUCGUUACAUAAAAAAGAAAAAAUACAGGACAGUCUUAAGUUAUGUUCUCCUUUGAACGAUUUAAUGUAAAGAUGCUAAUUUUAUAAAAUACUUUAUUAUUAUGAUAUUUAAAAAUUCCUAUGAAGGAUAAGGAAAAUGAGGGCGGUAACGUGAUGGACCAGAAGUAACGCGUAUACAUAUAUUGUAUUUUAGACAGAAAAGUGAAUCCGAAUCGAAUUAAGUUAUUCAAAAAGAAAUGAUAUUUAUGUUUUGUUUUUAUUAAUUUUAAAACUUUUCCUAACCGAAGAUCGUUUUAUCGUUGUAAAAUUUUCUAUUUUCUGCAAAUUAUUAUUUUUUUGCGACGAUGCGUCUUCUGUUUCACGUUCCUUCAUUUGCAAUUUUUUCUUAACGAGUAAUUGUUUCGUUGCCUCCAGAAUUAUUUCAUAAAACUCGAGAAACGUCAACUGCAAUGUUAAUAGUAUCCGAUUUUUCACAUUGUAAAUUAUACGUAAUGUCUGUAAAGUGUGCUGUAUCUGUCUCAGUGACAAAUGAUUGAGUUUAAAAAUAUAGAAUUUUCGCAAACUCUUUGAAUAUU